AUGUCGAAUUCGAAGCAGAACAGAGCGCUGGAAGUCCCCCUUUGCGCAGCAGGUGUAGCACCAAGCACCGGCGAUGUGGAGGCUGCACGCGACGACGACUUCGACACCACCACCGACCAUUUAGACGAUGGGGUCGCCGACCUCGGGAGGUUGCCAUGGGUUUGCGUCGCGGGAUCAGGCAUGUUCUUGAUCUGCACUUAUGGAUUCAUGCAAGCCAUUGGCACCAUCCAGUCGUACUUGCAGCUGAACCAGCUCAACAACUACACGACCCGAGACGUCGGGUGGAUCAUCGGUGUCUACACAUCGCUGAGCCUGCUUCUCGUGUUGGUUAUGGGCCCCGUCAUGGAUCACUACGGACCGGGUCUCAUGGCGCCCGCGGCAGCUGUGCUCAAUAUCGCCAUGUUCUUCCUCUUGGCCGAGUGCGAGCAGUACUGGCAGUUCAUGCUCGUCCUGGGUCUCCUCGGCGGCAUCGGCGCCGCCGCCACCGCGACCGUCGCAGUCUCGACAAUCAGCAAAUUGUUUACCCAUCGACACGGAGCCGCAAUGGGCUGCGCCUUUUCCGCGUCGUGCAUCGGAGGCGUCUUCUUCCCCCUGAUCCUGCCGAAAAUCUUCCCGUCAUGGGGCUGGGUCUGGUCGAUCCGAACCCUGGCCUUCAUCGUCACAGGUCUCAUGGUGACCGGCUGCCUGUGCCUGCUCCCAGCGGCCACACUCAUCCGCCAGGCAGAGGCAAGCUCGGUCGCGGGGAAGAAGGCAACGUCGGUCCUCCCCAACUUCAAGCCGUUCCGGUCUCUCCCGUUCAGCUUCACCGCCAUUGGCUUCUUCCUUCUCGAGUUUGCCAUGUUUGGCAUCAACGGGCUGCUUCCCACCUUUGCCAUCCGGGCCGGGUUCGCGGAGAAUGCCGGCUACACCUUGAUCGCUCUGACCAACGGCUUCUCGCUGCUGGGGCGUCUGCUGCCCGGCAUCGUGGCGGAUUACAUUGGCGCCUUCAACGUCCUCCUCAUCAUGGUUCCCUUUACCUCCAUCUUCACGGCGGCGCUGUUCAUUCCGCUCACCAACAGCGCCGUCGGGCCAUUCUACGCCUUUGCCUGCUUCUGGGGCUUCGGGUCGGGCUCCUGGAUCUCCAUCAUCCCUUUGUGCAUAGCCAAGACUUGUUCUCCGGCACAUUUUGGAAGAUACUAUGGCACGGCCAUGUCAAUGGUCAGCAUCGCCGCUUUGACAAGCAUCUCCGCCGCAGGUCAGGUUCUGGAGACUUUCGGCCACAAGGCAGCGUCCGGCCUUUUCCUGGCUGUGGUUGUGCUUGGUGGCAUCAGCAUGCACAUUGCCAAGUCGAUGCUGGUGGGAAGCUUCGUCAAGGUAACAGCGAGGCUCUAG
Molecule: messenger RNA, 1371 nt
Organism: Verticillium dahliae VdLs.17
Lineage: Eukaryota; Fungi; Ascomycota; Sordariomycetes; Glomerellales; Plectosphaerellaceae
Exons: 4
Coding region: 1-1371 (456 amino acids)
Biological process (GO): transmembrane transport
Cellular component (GO): fungal-type vacuole membrane
Molecular function (GO): transmembrane transporter activity
Source: RefSeq, a predicted model, not a curated record